AAAAAAAUCAAAAGGAAGCAAAGAAAUAAAAACCUAUACAUUAUCCUCUCGAAGCAAAAACCAAGUAACUCUCUCACUUUUUUUCACGGUGUUGAGCAAUGGCGUCGACGAUGUCUCUGGUUGGUCAGAUAUCGAACCUACAAGGAGUAAAUGACUGGAGAAAGCCUUGCCCUUCAUCACUCUCACUCUGUAACCUAACUUCAAGCUCAAAUUCAGUGGGUAUGCAGAUGUUUUCUCGGUGUGGUAGGGGAAAAUAUGGCCAUAAUCAUAGAUCUCUUCGUGUAUGUGGUCUAUUUGGAGGAAAAAAAGAAAACAAUGAGAAGAGUGAAGAUGCACCUUCAAAGGCAGGAAUUUUUGGAAACAUGCAGAAUCUUUAUGAGACAGUGAAGAAAGCACAAAUGGUUGUCCAAGUUGAGGCAGUGCGUGUGCAAAAAGAACUUGCUGCAGCUGAGUUUGAUGGUUAUUGUGAAGGUGAGCUAAUCAAGGUAACACUAUCUGGAAACCAGCAACCUGUUCGCACAGAGAUCACUGAGGCUGCAAUGGAAUUAGGACCAGAGAAACUUUCGCUUUUAGUUACUGAGGCAUACAAGGAUGCGCAUCAGAAGAGUGUCCAGGCCAUGAAGGAGAGGAUGAGUGAUCUUGCACAGAGCUUGGGAAUGCCUCCAGGCGCUGGUGAGGGUUUAAAGUAAUAAUUUUUUCAUCUCACUCUGGUAUCUGAGAUGCACUUCAAUUUUGUAUACGAUUACAAACCAAGGCAGGACUACUUGCUUGUACUAUGUCCUUGAAUCCAGAAAUGUUCAUUUCAAAUUGAAGUAGAGAUCUUUGGAAUUAGUGUGCAGCUAAUUUACCUGCACACGUUUUCCUAAAAUUGUAAAGGAUGUCUUUUCCUUCAUUCAGUUAGAUUUGUUGUAGAAA
Molecule: messenger RNA, 915 nt
Organism: Quercus robur (English oak)
Lineage: Eukaryota; Viridiplantae; Streptophyta; Magnoliopsida; Fagales; Fagaceae
Product: nucleoid-associated protein At4g30620, chloroplastic-like
Exons: 7
Coding region: 99-689 (196 amino acids)
Molecular function (GO): DNA binding
Source: RefSeq, a predicted model, not a curated record